GGACAUCUUUUGUCCAAGACGAGUUGCCGUACUGCUUCGGUUGCGGCUUUAUGUUCUGUGGACGGUUUGGGCUAGCCUCACUCGUUUGCUCUUUCUGAACUAGUACCAGAACGUACCGUAGCGGCAAUGCAAUACUUAUGUGUAUUUCUGCAGUACUUUACUUUACUACAAGAUUUUUUUCUUCAAUGUUGCGUCAGGACAAACUCGUUUAGUCGCACUUUGAAUCUUCUGGCGCUAGCCUAGCUUGCGAGCUAACAAGGAGACCACAUCGGCUGUGAGUGUAAAGUGAUGCGAUUAUCGCGAGAGAAUGUGCGCAAGAAGCUUAGCAAGGUACGAGGAGGAACUUUGCGGAACCAAAGCGGAGGACGAGCAACAACCUCAAGUCCUGGACGCUGUUCCGAGGCCUCCGGUUGUGUUACACAGAACAGGCGACAGUGAAGGAGAUCUUCGCCCUGAGCAGCAGGAGCCAGAGCCCCCCUUCAUCAAAAAGGAGGAGCCAGAGACGCCACAUUUUAAAGAAGAAGAGCAGGAGGAUGAAAUCCUCAAGUUUCCAUUCACUGGGGUCAGUGUGAAGAAUGAAGAUGACGGCGAAUGCGACGGGGACCGAUGGGGAGGAUCCCAAGCAGACGGCCUCUUCGCUCCUCUUUCAGAUAGCGACGACAUAACAUCGCACUCUUCUGACCCCGAUGACGACGAUGGUGAUUAUGUUAACGAUCGUGCUAAUGAUGAUAAGAAACAAGCGACAACGACAAGCCGUACUGGCAGCAAACGUGUUAAAUGUUGUCACUGUGACAAAACUUUUUGCAACAAUUCUGCAUUGAAGGCGCAUACGAGAACGCACACCGGAGAAAAACCUUUUGCUUGCUCAAUUUGUGGUCAAACAUUCAGUCGAAAGUCACAUUUAAAAACACAUGCAAGAACACACACUGAGAAAAAAAAUUUUGUCUGUUCAGUAUGCGGUAAAAUAUUCUCCACAAAGGGAACUUUAAAAAUACACACAAGAGCGCACACUGGAGAAAAACCUUUCGGCUGCUUAGUGUGUGGGAAAAAAUUCUCUAUAAAGGAAAAUUUAAAAAUGCACACAAGAACGCACAGUGGAGAAAAACCUUUUGGCUGCUUAGUUUGUGGGAAAAGUUUCGCUGUCAAGGAAAAUCUAAAAAUGCACACAAGAACACACACUGGAGAAAAACCUUUUGGCUGCGUAGUUUGUGGAAAAAAAUUCUCUACAAAGUCACAUUUAAAGAGACAUACAGUAACACACACGGGAGAAAAACCUUAUGCCUGCUCCGUUUGCGGUGAAAGAUUCUCUGUAAAGUCACGUUUAAAAGAGCACACGAGGAGACACACAGGAGAACAACCUUUUGUCUGCUCAGUUUGUGAUAAAAGUUUCACCAGCAAGGCAAAUUUGAAAAAUCACACAAAACUACAUACUGGCGAUAAACCUUUUGGCUGCUUAGUUUGUGGGAAAAAAUUCAUUCAAAGAUGGUCUCUGACAGCACACACAAGAACACACACUGGAGAAAAACCUUUCGUCUGCUCAUUUUGUGGAAAAAGAUUUGUUCUGAAGGGCGAUUUAAAAAGUCAUACAAGAAUACAUGCAGUAGAAAAAAAAUUUGUCUGCUCAGUUUGUGACAAAGGAUUCAAUGAUAAGGGGAACUUAAGGAGACACGCAAAAACACACACUGGAGAAAAGCCUUUUGCCUGCUCAGUUUGCGAUCAGACAUUCACCAGAAAGGCUAAUUUAGAAGGUCACAUAAGAAUACACAGCGGGGAAAAAUCCUACGCGUGCUCAGUUUGCGGUCAAACGUUCACUCGACGACGCUUUUUGACAGCACACGCAGCGACGCACACUGCUGAGGUGGAGUGUGUGUCCUAAAAGGGUCGACGUGAAGAUUCGCGAGUGUGCCGGUGAGAAGAGCAGCGGAGGCUGGCGUGGUCAUUGUCGACCUCUUUGCUGUACUGUAUUCAUUCCUGACAAUCCAUUUUAACAAAUUAUGGAGUGUUUAUUCUCUUUAAUCUAUGCGUGCAUAUUUGUGUGCCUAAUUAAACCAUGUCACGUGACUGCCAUCUAGACCAUUGUUUUGUAAACCUUGCCUUUGUUAUAAUUUUUAUAAGUUUACCAGCCAUUUUCUUCCACCCGACCAUUUUCUUCGCCGCUUAUCCUCAAAAGUGUCACGGGGAGUGCUGGAGCAUAUCCCAGCAGUCAACAGGCAGGAGGCAGGUUACACCCUGAACUGGUUGCCAGCCAGUCACAGGGCACCAUCAAUGAGCGGGAAUCGAUCUCCCCUGUCCGCACCAAAGUCAGGCGUGUGUACAACCAUCAGUGACA
Molecule: messenger RNA, 2329 nt
Organism: Syngnathoides biaculeatus (alligator pipefish)
Lineage: Eukaryota; Metazoa; Chordata; Actinopteri; Syngnathiformes; Syngnathidae
Product: gastrula zinc finger protein XlCGF57.1-like
Exons: 2
Coding region: 308-1876 (522 amino acids)
Source: RefSeq, a predicted model, not a curated record